AUGAGGAUCCAGACAGGGAAGGAACAAGACAAGGCCCAGGCUUUUGAGUUGGCCUCAGGAGAAAAGAUUGUUUCACUGCUCGCCUGUGCUGUCCUGUCUUCCACCCAGCGCUGCGGGCCACAGCGCCGGAGGCUGGCAAACCCCUUAGAGGGAGACAAAACAGGCGCCCGCAGCGCGGCCCCUUUAAGAGGCCCGCCCGUCUCCGUCAGCCGCCGCGGCCACCGCCCCCCGGCCCUCCUCUUCCUGCGGCGCCGAGUGCGGGCCGGGCGGGACGUGGCGGCGCUUAGGUCUAACUUCGAGCGGAUCCGCAAGGGCCACGGCCAGGCCGGGGCGGCCGACGCCGAGAAACCCUUCUACGUGAACGUCGAAUUUCACCAUGAGCGCGGCCUAGUGAAGGUCAACGACAAAGAGGUGUCGGAUCGGAUCAGCUCCCUGGGCAGCCAGGCCAUGCAGAUGGAGCGGAAGAAGUCCCAGCACAGCGCUGGUUCGGGCCUGGGGGAUGCCCCCAGGCCCUCUUACAGAGGGCGCGCCUCUGAGAACAGCUGUGGCCUUGACGGCGACUACGAGGACGCAGAGCUGAACCCCCGCUUUCUAAAGGACAACCUGAUCAAUGCCAAUGGCGGCAGCAGGCCCCCUUGGCCGCCCCUGGAGUACCAGCCCUACCAGAGCAUCUACGUGGGGGGCAUGAUGGUGGAAGGGGAGGGCAAGGGCCCACUCCUGCGCAGCCAGAGCACCUCUGAGCAGGAGAAACGCCUUACCUGGCCCCGUCGGUCCUACUCCCCUCGGAGCUUUGAGGACAGUGGAGGCGGCUACACCCCGGACUGCAGCUCCAACGAGAACCUCACCUCCAGCGAGGAGGACUUCUCUUCGGGUCAGUCCAGCCGCGUGUCCCCGAGCCCCACCACCUACCGCAUGUUCCGGGACAAGAGCCGCUCGCCCUCGCAGAACUCACAGCAGUCCUUCGACAGCAGCAGCCCCCCGACACCGCAGUGCCAAAAGCGGCACCGGCAGGGCCAGGUCGUGGUGUCAGAGGCCACUAUCGUGGGCGUCCGUAAGACGGGGCAGAUCUGGCCCAGCGAUGGAGACAGCUUGUCCACCAGGCUGCCUCAGGAUGGCACCUUCCAUGGAGACGCAGAUACGUCAUUUGGAACACCACCUGGUUACGGCAGUGCCACGGACCGGACUGAGGAGCAGCGCCGACACCAGGAUGGGCUGCCCUACAUCGAUGACUCUCCCUCCUCCUCGCCCCACCUCGGCAGCAAGGGCAGGGGCAGCCGGGACGCAAUGGCCUCGGGAGCUCUGGAGUCUACGAAAGCAAGUGAGCUGGACCUGGAAAAGGGCUUGGAGAUGAGAAAAUGGGUCCUGUCUGGAAUCCUGGCCAGUGAGGAGACCUACCUGAGCCACCUGGAGGCGCUGCUGCUGCCCAUGAAGCCUUUGAAGGCUGCUGCCACCACCUCUCAGCCAGUGCUGACGAGCCAGCAGAUCGAGACCAUCUUCUUCAAAGUGCCUGAGCUCUACGAGAUCCACAAGGAGUUCUACGACGGGCUCUUUCCCCGCGUGCAGCAGUGGAGUCACCAGCAGCGAGUGGGCGACCUCUUUCAGAAGCUGGCCAGCCAGCUGGGUGUUUACCGGGCCUUUGUGGACAACUACGGAGUUGCCAUGGAAACAGCAGAGAAGUGCUGUCAGGCCAAUGCUCAAUUUGCAGAAAUCUCUGAGAACCUGAGAGCCAGAAGCAACAAGGAUGCCAAAGACCAGACGACCAAGAACUCUUUGGAAACCUUGCUCUACAAGCCUGUGGACCGGGUGACACGCAGUACGCUGGUCCUGCACGACUUGCUGAAACACACGCCCUCCAGCCACCCCGACCACCCUCUGCUGCAGGACGCCCUUCGCAUCUCGCAGAACUUCCUGUCUGGCAUCAACGAGGAGAUCACACCCCGCCGGCAGUCCAUGACGGUGAAGAAGGGUGAGCACCGGCAGCUGCUGAAGGACAGCUUCAUGGUCGAGCUGGUGGAGGGCGCCCGCAAGCUGCGCCACGUCUUCCUGUUCACUGACCUGCUCCUCUGCACCAAGCUCAAGAAGCAGAGCGGAGGCAAAACCCAGCAGUACGACUGUAAAUGGUACAUCCCGCUCACGGAUCUCAGCUUCCAGACAGUGGACGAGUCAGAGGCUGCACCCAACAUCCCCUUGGUGCUGGACGAGGAGCUGGAUGCCAUGAAGAUCAAGAUCUCCCAGAUCAAGAGUGACAUCCAGAGAGAGAAGAGAGCGAACAAGGCCAGCAAGGCCAUUGAGAGGCUGAAGAAGAAGCUCUCAGAACAGGAGUCGCUGCUCCUGCUCAUGUCCCCGAGCAUGGCCUUCAGGGUGCACAAUCGCAAUGGCAAGAGUUACACAUUCCUGAUUUCAUCUGACUAUGAGCGUGCCGAGUGGAGGGAGAACAUCCGGGAACAGCAGAAGAAAUGUUUCAAAAGCUUCUCCCUGACGUCCGUGGAGCUGCAAAUGCUGACCAACUCCUGUGUCAAACUUCAGACCGUCCACAGCAUUCCGCUGACCAUCAACAAAGAAGAUGAUGAAUCUCCAGGGCUCUAUGGGUUCCUGAAUGUCAUCGUCCACUCCGCCACCGGCUUUAAGCAGAGUUCAAAUUUGUACUGCACCCUGGAGGUGGACUCCUUUGGAUAUUUUGUGAAUAAAGCGAAGACGCGUGUCUAUAGGGACACGACUGAACCCAACUGGAAUGAGCUGGACCCCCAAGCCUUGCAGGACAGAGACUGGCAACGGACUGUCAUCGCCAUGAACGGGAUUGAAGUGAAACUCUCAGUCAAAUUCACCAGCAGGGAGUUCAGCUUGAAGAGAAUGCCUUCCCGAAAGCAGACGGGUGUCUUCGGAGUCAAGAUUGCUGUGGUCACCAAGAGGGAGCGGUCCAAGGUGCCCUACAUCGUGCGCCAGUGCGUGGAGGAGAUCGAGCGCCGGGGCAUGGAGGAAGUGGGCAUCUACCGCGUGUCUGGAGUGGCCACAGACAUCCAGGCGCUGAAGGCGGCCUUUGACGUCAAUAACAAGGACGUGUCCGUGAUGAUGAGCGAGAUGGACGUCAAUGCCAUUGCAGGGACCCUAAAGCUCUACUUCCGAGAGCUGCCCGAGCCCCUCUUCACCGAUGAGUUCUACCCCAACUUCGCUGAGGGCAUCGCUCUUUCAGACCCUGUUGCAAAAGAGAGCUGCAUGCUUAACUUGCUUCUGUCGCUCCCAGAGGCCAACCUGCUGACCUUCCUCUUCCUUCUGGAUCACCUGAAAAGGGUGGCAGAAAAGGAGACGGUGAACAAGAUGUCCCUACACAACCUCGCCACAGUCUUCGGCCCCACGCUGCUCCGGCCCUCAGAGAAGGAGAGCAAGCUCCCUGCCAACCCCAGCCAGCCCAUCUCCAUGACUGACAGCUGGUCCCUGGAGGUCAUGUCACAGGUCCAGGUGCUGCUGUAUUUCCUGCAGCUGGAGGCCAUUCCUGCCCCAGACAGCAAGAGACAGAGCAUCCUAUUCUCCACCGAAGUCUAAAGGCCCAACUUCAUCUCCAAGAGACCGGCAGAACGGCCUGGAAAACUUAUGAUGAAACGGGCCAUCCACAGAGCAGGAACCAAACCUUCUUGAGGAGGAAUUGGGCCGCCCCCAAGGGCGGGACCAUCUGCCAGGAGACAGCUAGCUACCCAAGGCAAAAGGCCAAGUGGUCUGGGCAGUUCUGGGCCCUCUGCCUGUGGGUCUGUGAGCUCCCAGCUGGCUUCAGACUGUGGUUUUCCACAUCACCACCAGAGGGCGCCCCAAGCCAGCAUGGUUCAGAAUGCAGGCCUGGCCAGGGACCAAGCGAAGGGAGUGGUUUUUAUGAACUUAACUUAUCAGAGUUUGAAAGAUUUCUACUGGAUCACUCGUCAAGAUGCACCCUUUCUGGAGAGAAGGGAAAACGACCAGAUUCCCUCACUAUCGUGUCUUGAAUAAACACUGCUGCUGCUUCA
Pteropus alecto (black flying fox) is the source of this 3992-nucleotide messenger RNA. It is a transcript of the gene BCR, whose product is annotated as BCR, RhoGEF and GTPase activating protein. The record is from RefSeq and is a predicted model, not a curated record. The transcript is spliced from 25 exons. Gene Ontology annotation, cellular component: membrane. Gene Ontology annotation, molecular function: guanyl-nucleotide exchange factor activity; GTPase activator activity. Gene Ontology annotation, biological process: intracellular signal transduction; positive regulation of GTPase activity. The coding region runs from base 1 to 3540 and encodes 1179 amino acids. NCBI's taxonomy places the organism in Eukaryota, Metazoa, Chordata, Mammalia, Chiroptera, Pteropodidae.